CACUUAAAAAAAAUAAUUGCUAGCUGGAACCCUGGGCCUCAGGCAUACUCAGCACAUGCUCUAUCCCUGAGUCACACUUCUAGCCCUGAGGAUGAAGCACUUUUUACAGCACCCAGUGUGUCUCUGUGUGUCAGGCCUGUGUCCUCCCACCUCAUGUGCUCUGCGUGUGUGUAAAGCCCACUCCGUGCUGCCUGCAGGGAGCACCACCUCGCCUCAUCGGCUCAUCACUCAUCUUCUCAUCUCACCACCUCACGCCCUGGUGCUGCCCAGCAUGGCCAUCUCAUCACGCCUUGCCCUAUGGGAGCAGAAGAUCCGGGAGGAGGACAAGAGCCCACCACCGUCCUCGCCCCCGCCUCUGUUCUCUGUCAUCCCAGGGGGCUUCAUUCGGCAGCUGGUCCGGGAGACUGAGAAAGAGUCCAAAGAGGCAAGACGGAGGAAAGAGGCAGUGCUUGCCUCCCCAGAACAAGAGACCCCAGAAGUUUCUGUCAACCAAUCCAACAGCAAGACCAACAGUGGCACUAAAUCUGGGAGCCAACAGACUUCUGGGGACAGCCAGUCUACCUCUCUCCAGGGCACAAGCAUUCCAGGCAAGGACAACCAGCAUUCUGGCACUGCUGACCCUGCACUGAUGACCAGCGUCAAUGGCGAGAGGCACCAGGAGCCAGGCCCCGGUGGGAUACCGGCCAGAAAAGCCCUACCCUUCAAGAAGACAGUGAGGAGGGGUGAUGUGCUACUAAUGGUGGCCAAGCUGGACCCAGAAGCCACCAAGCCGGAGCACAGAAACCAAGCCCAUGAUACCCCUACUUGCAAGACCCCACCUGCAGCCACAGACCCUGGAGGGGCAAAGGAAGGGGAGACCCCAGGAACUUCUGGCCCUCAGGCCAGUACUGAAGAUUUGGCCUCAAAGCCUGAGAAGACUCUGACUGGGGGUCAUGGGGACCCAGGCCAAGGGAUGAAAGGCGAGAAGGGUCAAGGCACAGUAGGGAAAGGGAGUGGGGGCCUCCAGACCAAGGGGCCAAAAGGAGGUGAGCCCAAGGACAAAGAGGAACAGAGGACCAGGCCUCAAAGCCGAGGGGCAGGUGACGGGGGGCAACUGGGGACAGUGGAAAAGGAGGGAGGGGAUCCCCCAACCAAGAUGGAAAAGAGAAAUGAGUCCAAGGAUAUGGGAGCUGAAGGGAAGCAUGCUGGGCCUCGAGUGCAAGGGAAGAAGUGGGGAGAGUUCCUGAGCAGGAGCAAGUGGGAUGGUCCCCAGAGCAAGAAGGACAGAGAAAGUGAGCUCCCUGGUAUGGCAGAGAAGACAGGUAAGCCUCAGGCCAAGAUGGAGGAGAGGGGCAAAGUGCAGGGGAAGGCCGGGCAGGCUGGGGAGGCGCUGCAGACGCUGGGGAAAGCAGCUGAGCCUGGAAAGGCAAGUGAGGCUCCAAAGUCAGAAGAGGUGGGGCAGCCUCAGAGGAAGGCUGCUGGGACAGGUCGUGCUGGGAGCCAGGCUGACAAGGGCUGCAAAGUGCCAAAGGAAGUAGCUAUAGAGAGGGUGUCACCUGCAGUCACGGAGCCAGAGGACCGGCCAGAAAGCAGAGCACAGAGAGCUGAGAAGCCCUGCACCAAAGUGGAGGAUGCAGCUGGGGGCCCAGAGCCACAGCAGGAGGGGUGUGCGGAGCCUUCUCUGGAAACUAGGGUGGAAAAGCCUCCAGGACAGACGCAGGCCCAGGAGGGGCCCACCCUGCAGGACCAGGGCAGAGGCGGCCACAGUGGAGGCUUGGGCCAGGCUCAUGAGGACAGAUGGUACGAGGCAGAGAAGGUCUGGUUGGUUCAGAAGGAUGGAUUUACUCUUGCAACGGUGCUAAAGCCAGAUGAGGGAACAGCUGACCUGCCAGCAGGAAGGGUGCGACUUUGCAUUGAUGCUGACAAAACGGUCACUGAGGUUGAUGAGGAGCAUGUUCACAGGGCCAACCCUCCGGAGCUGGACUACGUAGACGACCUGGCCUCUCUUGUCAGUGUCAAUGAAUCCAGCAUCCUGAACACGCUCUUGCAGCGUGCCCGGGCUCAGCUGCUACAGACCUGCGCGGGUCCAGACCUCAUUGUCCUCCAGCCCCAGGGAUCCAUGGCACCCUCUUCGGGGAAGGUGCCCAGAAGCCGCCGGGAUGGCCUGCCUGCCCACGUCAGCUCCCUUGCCCAGCGGGCUUACUGGGCAAUGCUGAGCCAGCGCAGAGACCAGAGCAUCAUAGCCUUGGGCCGGAGCGGUGCUGGGAAGACCACCUGCUGUGAGCAGGUCCUGGAGCACCUGGUGGGAAUGGCAGGCUGUGUGGAUGGCAGGGUGUCAGUGGAGAAGAUCCAGGCCACCUUCACCAUUCUCCGGGCCUUCGGCUCCGUGUGCACAGGCCAUAGCUGCAGUGCCACCCGGCUGGCCAUGGUGAUGUCACUGGAUUUCAAUGCCACUGGACGAGUGACAGCUGCACAACUCCAGACUAUGCUCCUGGAGAAGAGCAGAGUGGUGCGGCCGCUUGAAGGGGAAGGCAACUUUCCCGUCUUCUCCCAGAUGCUGGCUGGUUUAGACCUGGAUCUCAGGACAGAGCUGUACCUGUACCAGAUGGCAGACAGCAGCUCCUUCGGCAUGGGCAUGUGGUCUAAGCCUGAAGACAAGCAGAAGGAUGUGGCAGCCUUUGCCCAGCUCCAGGGUGCCAUGGAGACACUGGGCAUCACAGAGGGUGAGCAGCGGGCCAUUUGGCGGGUGCUGGCGGCCAUAUACCACCUCGGUGCUGCGGGUGCCUGCAAAGUGGGCCGGAAGCAAUUCAUGCGGUUUGAGUGGGCAAACCAUGCAGCUGAAGCCCUGGGCUGUGAGUAUGAGGAGCUGAACACAGCUACUUUCAAGCACCACCUGCGGCAGAUCAUUGCGCAAGUGACAACCGGGCCAAGCCGACGGGGCCUCAAGGAUGAGGAGCCCAGCUCAGGGUUCAAAAUGACGGGCACGGAGUGUGUGGAGGGCAUGGCCUCAGGCCUGUACCAGGAGCUCUUUGUGGCUGUGGUCUCACUCAUCAACAGAUCCUUCUCCUCCCAUCAUCUCUCCAUGGCCUCCAUCAUGGUUGUAGACUCUCCAGGCUUUCAGAACCCCCGGCAUCAGGGCAAGGACCGGGCAGCAACCUUUGAGGAGCUGUGCCAUAAUUACAUUCACGAGCGCCUCCAGCUGCUUUUCUAUCAGCGGACUUUCAUCUCUGUGCUGGAACGAUACCAAGAGGAAGGCAUUCCUGUGCCCUGUGACCUCCCAGAGUUCUCCCCAGGGACUACUGUGGCUAUUGUGGAUCAGAAUCCCUCCCAGGUCCGCUUACCCACUGGAGGACGCACUGAGGAUGCCAGGGGCCUUUUCUGGGUCUUGGAUGAGGAGGUCCAGGCAGAGGGCUCCGAAGACAGCGUGGUGCUCGAGCGUCUGCGUACAGCCUUUGAGAAGAAGGGAGCUGGGGCCAAAGGGACCUCUGCCCUGCGGACCUGUGAGCAGCCCCUCCAGUGUGAGAUUUUCCAUCAGCUUGGACAGGACCCCGUGCGCUAUGACCUCACGGGCUGGCUGCACAGAGCCAAGCCCAAUUUCUCGGCACUGGAUGCACCCCAGCUCCUGCAGCAGUCAAAGAGGGAGGAGCUGCAAAGCUUAUUCCAGGGCCGUGCCAAGCUGCCACCUGUGUGCCAGGCUGUGGCAGGCCUGGAGGGCACCUCCCAGCAGGCCCUGCAUAGGAGCCGUGUGGUGAGGAGGACGUUUACCAGCAGCCUUGCCUCAACCAGGAGGAGAGCUCCGUGCUCCCAGAUCAAGCUGCAGAUGGAUGCACUGAUCAGCUUGGUAAGACGGUCUCAACUGCACUUUAUCCACUGUCUGGUGCCAACCCCAGCAUUGGACAAUAAGGGUGGGCAGGAGUCUUCAGCACCACCUUUGCCUGGAGACCAGCAGGAGGCGAGCAAGCCCCUGGCCCCAGAUAUCCCGGCACUGAGGGUCCAGCUUGUGGGCUCUCACAUCCUGGAGGCGCUGCGUCUGCACAGGACAGGCUACGCUGACCACAUGGGGCUCAGUCAGUUCCGCCGGUGUUUCCAGGUGCUGGACCCUGCGCUGCUGAAGAAGUUCAUGUCAGUCCCUGAGGGAAUAGAUGAAAGGAAGGCUGUGGAGGAGCUUCUUGAGACCCUGGAUCUGGAAAAGAAAGUGGUGGCCAUGGGGCACAGCCAAGUCUUCCUCAAGGCAGGUGUGGUCUCCAGGCUGGAGAAGCAGCGAGAGAAGCUGGUGUCUCAAAACAUCAUUCUCUUCCAGGCAGUAUGCCGGGGAUUUCUGUCUCGCCAGGAAUUCAAAAAGCUGAAGAUUCGCCGGCUGGCUGCACAGUGCAUCCAGAAGAAUGUGGCCAUGUUCCUGGCGCUCAAGGACUGGCCUUGGUGGCAGCUCCUUGGUUCCCUCCGGCCCCUGCUGAGUGCCACUGUUGGGAAUGAGCAGCUCCGAGCCAAGGAGGAGGAGCUCACAAUGCUGAGGCAGAAGCUGGAAAAAUCUGAAAAGUCAAGAAAUGAACUCCAGCAGACUGCAGAUCUGCUAGAAAGCAAGAUUGCUGACUUGACCACAGAGCUGGCUGACGAGCGCUUCAAAGGUGAUGUGGCCUGCCAGGUGCUGGAGAAUGUGUGCGCAGAGCGGCUGCAGGCCUCCCGGGAGGUCCAGGAGCUCAGAAACAAGUAUGAACAAGUCCAGAAGAAUUUGGGAGAAGUGGAGAGACAGUUGGAAGAAGCCCAGCAGAAAAUCCAGUUGAAUGAUUUGGAAAGGAAGCACACUGGAGGAGCAGAUGAGUGGCAGAUGCGUCUUGACUGUGCUCAGAUGGAAAAUGAGUUCCUCCGCAAGCGUCUACAGCAGAGUGAGGAGAGGCUGGACUCAGAGCUGACGUCCCGGAAAGAGCUGGAGCAGAAGCUCGGAGAGCUGCAGAGUGCUUAUGAGGAGGCCAAGAAGACAGCACACCAACUAAAGAGGAAGAGCCACCGUCUCACCUGGGAUCUAGAGGACACUCGUGUCCUGCUUGAGACCCAACAGAGCCAGAACCAUGAGCUGGAGAAGAAGCAGAAGAAGUUUGACAUGCAGCUGGCCCAGGCCCUGGGGGAGUCCGUGUUUGAGAGGAGCCUCAGGGAGAAAGCGAUCCAGGAGAGCAGCAGCAUGCGGUGGGAGCUGGGGCAGCUGCAGGAGCAGCUGGAGCAAAAGGAGCAAGAAACUUUGAGGCUGAAACAGGAGGUGGAAAUGCUGCAGAAGCAUAAACAGGAGCUGCUGGCAUCUCCCUCUCUAGGGGCAAGUGGCGUAGCUAGCUUGAAGGAGAGGCUCUGGAAGCUGGAAUCCAGUGCUCAGGAGCAUGAGAAAGUCCAGAACCAGCAGGAAAACACCAUCAAGCAGCUGGAGCAGCUCCGGCAGCGGUUUGAGCUGGAGAUUGAGCGGAUGAAGCAGAUGCACCAGAAGGACCGUGAGGACCAAGAGGAGGAGCUGGAAGAUGUCCGUCAGUCCUGCCAGAAGCGGCUCCGUCAGCUGGAAAUGCAGCUGGAGCAGGAGUACGAGGAGAAGCAGAUGGUGCUCCAUGAGAAGCAAGAUUUGGAAGGAUUGAUUGGAAGCUUGUGUGAUCAGAUUGGCCAUCGGGACUUUGAUGUAGAGAAGCGACUGCGAAGGGACCUCCGGAGGACUCAUGCACUGCUGUCAGAUGUCCAGCUCCUUCUGGUAACCGUGGACGAUGGCAAGACAUCAGUCAGCAAGGAGGAGCUGGAGAAGGUGCACAGCCAGCUGAAGCAGAGCGAGGCCAAGUGUGAAGAUGCCCUGAAGACCCAGAAGGCACUGACUCUGGACCUGGAGAGCAUGCACAGUGAGCUGGAGAACAUGACCCGGAGCAAGAGCCUGGUGGAUGAGCAGCUGUACCGACUGCAGUUUGAGCGGGCAGACCUCCUGAAGCACAUCGAUGAGGACCAGGAUGACCUGAAUGACCUCAUGCAGAAGCACAAGGACCUUAUUGCCCAGUCUGCAGCUGACAUUGGACAGAUCCAAGAGCUACAGUUGCAGCUGGAGGAAGCAAAGAAGGAAAAGCACAAGCUUCAAGAGCAACUGCAGGUGGCUCAGAUGCGCAUCGAGUACCUGGAGCAGUCCACCGUGGACCGGGCUAUUGUCAGCAGGCAGGAGGCAGUCAUCUGUGACCUGGAGAACAAGACAGAGUUCCAGAAAGUGCAGAUUAAGAGAUUAGAGGUCCUGGUGAUCCGGCUUCGGGACAGCCUGAUUAAGAUGGGUGAGGAGCUGUCACAGGCAGUGGCAUCAGAGUCCCAGCAGAGAGAGAGCAGCCAGUAUUACCAGCGGCGCCUGGAGGAGCUGAAAGUAGACAUGGAGGAGCUGCUGCAGCGCGAGGCAGAGGCCAGCCGGCGGUGCAUGGAGCUGGAGAAGUAUGUAGAGGAGCUCGGCGCAGUGAGGCAGACACUGCAGACAGACCUGGAGACAUCCAUCCGGCGCAUUGCUGACCUGCAGGCUGCCUUGGAAGAGGUGGCGUCCAGUGACAGUGAUACCGAAAGUUCCAGGGAUAAUGUCUCCAUCAUCAGCUCCCAGCCUGAUGGCAAUCUGCAGUCUUGGUUGAGCUGUACCCUGUCGAUGGCUACAGACACCAUGCGGACACCCUCUCGACAGUCAGCUACCAGCAGCUGCAUCCGCAGCUCCAGGAUGAAUGCAGAGGCUGGAGAUGCUGAGAGCAGAACCUGGGAUGCUCAUGGCAAGACUUCAAGAGACUACUCUGUUUCUCCCUGUUCUACCCGCCAGCGAAAGUCCUGUCAUUUUGGGGGCUGUGAAGAGUUUGGUGUCCAGAGAAAGCCUAUGGAGAGAUCGGGAGCUCUGUCCACUCGUGAGGCCUCUCGGAGUCCAGACACAUCCCCGCUGCCCAGGGAGAAGCUGCCCAGCCCAUCAGCAGCACUCUCGGAGUUCGUGGAAGGACUUCGGAGGAAGAGGGCCCAGAGAGGCCAGGGCUCCUCGCUGGGCCUGGAGGACUGGCCCACGCUCCCCAUUUACCAGACCACCAGCACUUCCAGGCUCAGGAGGGGCAGGGCGGGCAGUGACGAGGGAGACCUCUCCCUGAGGCUACAGGCCAAGUCCCCCCUGGGGGAGGAGGGGUCCCCUGGCACACCUGCUGGUCUCUUGCGGUCUACCAGCCUGAAGUGCAUCUCCUUGGGGGUUGCUGAGGGCACGAGCCUGGCCCCAGAGAGGCUGAAGACCCGCUUCAGUUCCUGUGAGUCCCUCUUAGAAUCAGAGCCCAGUGUGAGGAGAAAAACGAGCUCCCCCACCACCCCCAGGAACACGCUCUUGUCGCCCACGCUGCGUCCUCGGAGGCGCUGUCUGGAGUCCUCAGUGGAUGAUGCGGGCUGCCCAGACCUUGGCAAGGAGCCACUUGUCUUCCAGAACCGCCAAUUUGCCCACCUGAUGGAGGAGCCUCUAGGCAGUGACCCGUGCAGCUGGAUGCUCCCAAGCCUCAGCUAUGGACGCAAGGCCAGAGUGGACUUCGAUGACUUCCUCCCUGCCAUCCGGAAGCCUGAGAUGCCCACAUCCUUGGCAGGGGCAGCCAAAGAUGGGCAUGAAGGUUCAAAACAUUCAGGUGUCCUCUUUGAGACGGAGGAGGCUGACCGCUCCUUUCUCUCAGGGAUCAAGACCAUUUUGAAAAAGAGCGCAGAGUCCAGGGAGGACCCUGCUCACCUCUCUGACUCAUCCUCAUCUUCCAGCUCAAUCGUGUCUUUCAAAAGUGCCGGCAGCAUCAAGAGCCAGCCAAGAAGCCCACGCCUUGAAGUUAGUGGUGGUGAGCGAAUGUCCACUGAGAACAGAGAGUCGGGCACAGGAAGGAAAGAUGAUGACGUGGAGAGCAUCAUGAAGAAGUACCUCCCAAAGUAGGAAGGAGUGCAGCCUCCUGAAAUGCCGCUGCCCUUGGAGACCUCCAGACUCCACAGCUGUUUGGAGAGAGACUGGCCAGGCCUCCCCAGUGCCCUCAGUGUGGAUUCAGCAUCACAGCCACCCUCAAGAGCCAGAUGGACCCAGAGAGCCAUAUCCUGCUAGGGCUUUGGGGCUCCCUGUAUGCUUGGUCUGUACGAAAUAAAGUUGGUUUCCUUGGCAUCCUU
Messenger RNA from Heterocephalus glaber (naked mole-rat), 8115 nucleotides. The record is from RefSeq and is a predicted model, not a curated record. Lineage: Eukaryota; Metazoa; Chordata; Mammalia; Rodentia; Bathyergidae.